CAUUACAAGUCCUACUUUAUAGUAAUUAAAAGCACUUGAGUAAAUGAAUUUUUUUAGCUUGAAAAUUACUGAUUGCUUCAAGCUUGAAUUGAUUCAGUAUUUUGUAUAAAGUUAGAAGGGAAUUUUUAUUUUAACAUUAUUCAUAAAUUAUUUCCCUCUCCUUCUCUCUGUUAUGGCUAAGGAAGAUAAUCCUUUGGUGUUUUUGUUUGUAAGCUUUAAUUCAUAAGAAGGGGGUAUAAUUGAUAUUGAUAUUUGAUGAGGCAUGUGGUUAAAUUUGCUGAUGAAGAUUGUAAGAUCUUGUAGCCUUGUAAAAUUUGAAAUUUUUAAAAGAAUGUCCACGGAGAGAGAUCCAAAUCCAAAAGAUGUUGUAAAAUUUUCAAAAUGACAUAGCGAACUUGUCUUUCUGAUGAUAAUGUGAUCUUGCCCUUGUUACGCUUAGUUGGGGAAACUUCUAAAAUUAGCAAGAUAUGUUUUGCAAAACGCAACCUUGUUACGUUCCAUGAUCAUAACAGAAUUGGCCUCAUACCCAAGGAGCUCUGCAGUUUGUGAUCUUGUAAUUAAGUAAUUGAUAUGCUUGUCAGUAGUUGGAAAUUAUUCCUAAAGUGGCUGACUGCAUUUGUUCUUAUUUUAAUGUAUCUGCUGGUUUUGGUGCUUUUGUUAGACACAAACUUUGUGUGUAGUUGUACUCUUUCUUGUGUUAUUGUUUUCAAAAUUGCUGAACUUAUGCACUAGUGCACUACAGCUCUACUUUUGCAAAUCUGACAAACUGAAAUGAGAGUAGAUUGUCUAAUUUGUUGUGUGGAUGUGUAUUCGUGUGAGUCUUAGACCUUUUUACCUUCCCAAAGGAGAAGAAUCUGUGAAGCUUUUAUUUAAUAUUCAUUACAAGUACUACUUUGAAUUAAUUAAAAGCACUUGAGAUAAUGAAUUAUUUUAGCUUGAAAAGUACUGACUGCUCAAGCUUGAAUUGAUUUAGUAUUUUGUAUAAAGUUAGAAGGUAAUUUUUAUUUUAACACCAUUCAUAAAUGAUCUCCCUCUCCCCCUAUAUCUCUCUCCUCAGUUAUGGCUAAGGAAGAUAACCUUUUUGAUGUUGAUUCAUGUUGAUAUUUGAUGAGGCAUGUUUAAGUUUGCAGAAGAUUGUCAUACUUAAUUCAUGGUAAUGUGAAUCCUCCUUUCAACAAUUAAGGCAAGAUGAUAUGUCAUUGGAUUUAAAUACUAAACUUAUAACCUGGACAGAAAUAUAAUUUCUUGUUCAGUGAACUUAUAAACUCGAUAGAAACAUAUUUUCUUGUGUCGUUGGACCUGCAUCUACCUCCAUUGGUUGAUAAAACAAGUUUAGUUGGGGAAACUUCUAAUACUCAAGGACUUCACAUGAUAGGUACAAUAUUAGAUGAUUCUUGUGUCAUUUGUAGUCUCAUUCCUUCCACCUCUCUUCUAACUCAUUUCAGAUUUUGAAAAGAAGGAUAGAAACAUAUAUAUAAAGCCAACAACUGAUUUUUUGUAUAUGAUAUUUAAGUUUGUUUUAUGGACUUAUGAAGUCCAUAAAAGAGUCACCAUUUCCACAUCUAGCUUUAUGUCCUCGACCCUCUUGCAUAUCAUGGGGUCUGCCAAAAUUUAAAGUUUCAGCCUUCUCUUGUUUGUUGGAUAUACUUUGGUGUAUGGAUCCACCCUGAUGGUAAGGACUCAUUUAAUGUGUGCUGUUUACGUAUGCUGCAUGCUUCUACAGUUAGUAAUAUAACAAUAUCUUGCUAGAAAAGAGCCGAUUGCUUACUCCCUUCCAUCACAUCCACAAACAAGCUUUCAUCAUGCUUAGCUUAAAGACAAAAGGAGAUCUUUUUUGUUUUCUUAUAUUAUAUCUCUGCUUAGACUUGAAGGUGCAGAGUUAUAUAUGAGGGGCUUGAGAAGUAAGAUGACAAACCUCCAAUAGACAACUAGAAAUAUGCAUCUGAUGAAAACAAAUUGUGUUCAUCUUAUUGGCUCUUUUUAUUUUGCUAAACCAAACUAAUAGCCAUUCAUUGAACAGAAAGACAUGAAGCAUUGGUUGUGUGCAGGAAAUGAACUUUUUCGCCUUAUCAUGGCAUGGUUGCAAGUAAGCAGUUGUGCCAUCUACUUCAUUGCAGUCACUAAUCAGAUUAAGUAAUAACUGCUGUCAGGUCUAAUUGGGAAUGCAAUCUCAGAGACAGUUACGGGAUGAGGGUUCUGGAGUGGCAGCGAGAGUAGAGCAGCAAUGGACUGCUCCUCCGAGCCCAUUUGUUAAAAUUAGUGUUGAUGCUUCUGGUUCCGGCUCGUCAUGGGGUUUGGCUGUAGUUAUUCGAAACCAUUUUGGCAAUGUGCUAGCUGCUGCAACAAUGACACUCACAGCGGGGUUUGGAGCAGAAUAUGCAGAAGCAUGUGCACUGAAAUUUGGCCUUGAAUUUGCUCUAAAUCAUGGAUUCCAAUCAGUUCUAGUGGAAUCGGAUUGUAAGAAAGUAGCGAAUGCUGUGUCAAAUAAUCUGUCACAUGGUUCAUAUCCGUACUAUAUUAUGCAGGAUAUCAUGCUCUUAAGUUGUAGGUUCUUAUCCUUUUCCCUUACUCAUAUCAGUAGAAAUGCAAAUAUGGUAGCCCAUCACCUCUCUAAGUUCUCUUUGGAGAAUGAUAAUUGUGUUUGGGUUGGGUUCACUCCUUUUUGCAUUCAAUCCUUUGUACUCAAAGACAUUAUGUCUCUUGUUGUUUAAUUAAAUGUUUAUGUUGACUGCCAAAAAAAAAAAAG
Lotus japonicus is the source of this 2746-nucleotide messenger RNA. RefSeq lists its product as uncharacterized. Gene Ontology annotation, molecular function: nucleic acid binding; RNA-DNA hybrid ribonuclease activity. The record is from RefSeq and is a predicted model, not a curated record. The transcript is spliced from 2 exons. NCBI's taxonomy places the organism in Eukaryota, Viridiplantae, Streptophyta, Magnoliopsida, Fabales, Fabaceae. Bases 2163 to 2711 code for a protein of 182 amino acids.